CUUGUUUCUCAUUUAUCACCUACGUCCUAGGGUGCUCGUAGCAUGGCCUCCACAACAUACCCUCUUUUCUGUAUGGGAAACCCCCUGCUAGACAUCCAGGUCACCAAUGGCGAAGAAAUACUGAACAAGUAUGAUCUCAAGGCGAACGAUGCUAUCCUCGCCGAGGAGAAACAUCUGCCAAUCUACGAUGAUAUCGUGCAAAACUACAAGGUGACUUACGUCGCUGGUGGUGCUUCCCAGAACACCGCCCGAGGAGCUGCUUAUCUCCUGCCGCCGAACUCGGUGGUAUUUACAGGCUGCGUCGGCGAUGAUGAAUUGGCUGAGCAACUUCGUGCAGCCAACAAGCGCGAAGGUCUUGCGGAGGUUUAUCAGGUCAAGAAGGGAGAAAAGACGGGUGCAUGCGCUGUAGUUAUCACCGGCCACCAUCGCUCUUUAUGCACCACUCUGCGCGCGGCGGAGAAAUUUGAGAAGUCCCACCUCGAAUCGCCGGAGGUUGCCCCGCUCGUUCAGGGCGCCCAGUACUAUUAUGUCGAGGGCUACUUCCUCACACACGGAACCGAUUCCGUCGUGGAGGUUGCGAAGAAGUCUUCUGAGGAAGGCAAGGUUUUUGCCCUCAACCUUUCAGCACCUUUCAUCCCGCAGUUCUUCCAAGUACAACUGCAACAAGUACUGCCGUAUACCGACAUAGUCAUUGCCAACGAAUCGGAGGCUGCCGCCUGGGCUUCCGCAACGGGUCAGCCCCCGGAGGCUACUCUGCCUGAGAUUGCGAAGGCGCUGGCCUCGCUCCCGAAGUCGAACCCAUCUCGCCCGCGCACGGUUGUGUUUACACAGGGCCCGAAGAGCACCAUCGUCGUGACCAGUGAUGCGCCGGAUACGCCGAAGGUGUACGACGUGCACCCGUUGAAGGAGGAGCAAAUCGUCGAUACAAACGCCGCCGGAGAUGGCUUCGCGGGCGGUUUCAUGGGCGCGCUCGUGGCGGGAAAGAACUUGGAUCAAUGCAUCGAGGUCGGACACAAAAUGGGCGCGAUGGUAGUGCAACAGGUUGGCCCGCAGUACAAGUAUCCCAAGGAAAAGAUUCUCUAGGGGAGGCAGUAUUCAGUUCUUAAUGGUCAAUACAUGGCGGAAUCCACGCUUUCAACAGCGUAUCGUAUAUCAAUACCCUAGUGUAUUCACAUGAUUUCCACAGCAUACUCGGCCAAGCCAUCACGAAUAAAGAUAAAACAGAGAGAUAAGUACGGGAAAUCGAGCGCGGUACACCGUACAUGUUUAGCACGGGAAGUCAAGCGCCGAAUAUGGAGCAAUGGGUGUCAUGACGAUGGCGGGGAAGCCAGGGACUCCUGUGUCAACAACUCAGAGGCGUUGAGCAUCACAUCGCCAUCGCUCUCUUGAUUUGUCCGCGGCACACUAUUCUGAACUCGGCUUGCAUGCGAAACAGCACUAGCAUUCGCAGCGGCUGAGUGGAUCAUCCCUGUGGCCUCGAGAACGGCGGCAACUGCAGCUUGCGUCAUCUCCAUGCUCAUCAUUUGGCCUUGCGCUCCCUUCCCAUUCACCGUCACGGGACCUUCAAGAGCGGGGUCAAUGACCGGACCCGUGUUUUCGGAUUGCGGUCCAUGUUCUGUGCGACUCUGACCUUGACUAGGGUCAUCUCCGCCCUCGGGACGGUAGUAGGGCUCAUGUGCUGUGAAAUACUCUGGGCCAGGGCCGGGACCAGCAUCGCCAUUAGGACCAGGAUAGUGUUCAGCUUGCACUUCGCCUGGCGCCCAUCCUCCGCGGGUCGCUGAGGUUGGCAAACCAACUUGAGGAUAAUCUUGGGGUUGAGUAUGUAUGCCCGCGCUUUGUAGCACAUGAGGACGGUAAUAGCUUGACGGGCCGCCCGGAUUCAAAUGAGGUGGGUGAGGCAUGUUGUUCGCACGAGGGGACCCGCUGCGAGACUUGGCAGCUUGUGACGGUCCUGCUGCGUCAACCGCCGAGUUCCCUGCAGCAGUGGAGUCCGUAGGGGUCGCUUCAAUCACCACACCAUUGUGUCGUGAUUUUUGAUGGCGACGAAGGGCAUCGGUCCUUGUGAAAGCCGCGUCGCAUUGCGGGCACGCGAAGCUGGGCACGGAAUGGCCCUUGGUCGUUCGUUGAUGUCUCUUCAGGUCCGCCUCCCGUGCAAACUGUUUGGUGCAACCGUCGAUCUUGCAGGGCCAGGCGCCCGCCGUCGGGCCUUCUUUCGGAGGUUUGGGCUCCUUCGGGGCGGCAGUUUGCUUCGGAGGCCUUGUUUCCUUGGGCGCUUUGGGCGCCUUCGGUUUGCGGGUCUCCUUCUUCUCUUCUGGCGUCUGCUUGACGUGUGCGCGGACCAUAUUUCUGCUGCCGCUUGUGCGCUGCUGCCGUCGUAGACGACUCUUGCCGCUGUGUCUUGGUCGCCGACGAUAAUCGCGGACGCGUACGAGUGAGGUGGCAACGACGUCAGUUCC
Molecule: messenger RNA, 2456 nt
Organism: Punctularia strigosozonata HHB-11173 SS5
Lineage: Eukaryota; Fungi; Basidiomycota; Agaricomycetes; Corticiales; Punctulariaceae
Product: Ribokinase-like protein
Exons: 11
Coding region: 43-1083 (346 amino acids)
Biological process (GO): purine ribonucleoside salvage
Cellular component (GO): cytosol; nucleus
Molecular function (GO): adenosine kinase activity
Source: RefSeq, a predicted model, not a curated record